AUGUUAUUUGUUGUUGUUAUAUUAGUCCAUGUACUAGUAGAAGUAGUAGCUAUAAAUGAUACUUAUAAUAAUCAUAUAUCUUUUGAUGGAUACCAAAAUGAGUGUUAUGGUAUUCAAAUUUCAUAUCCAUUUGGCAUAGAAAAUUCAUAUACCAGUGCUACCUGUUUCUUAGAAGAAUCCUUUAAACUUACUUGCAACAGUACUAUUUCCAGUUUAAUAUGGGACAAUAAGCCAGCUAUAACCAUAAACGUCUCCCAAGGACAAGUAGAUAUAUUGACUUCUGCCAUCAAAAUUCGUUAUGAUAGUAGCUAUGGUAAUUCCAUUAGUUUUAGCUCUUCCAGCACAAUCACAACUAGUCUUUCUUUCAUCAUUUCAAGCAAAGACAACCAAUUCAUAGGUGUUAGCUGCAGUACUUACGGCUAUUUUACUAUCUACAGCAACACCAGCGGUUAUAUAAUGGGGUGCGUAACAAAAUGUCAUAACAUGAGUAUGAAAAUCGAUGACAGACAUUGUCCCGACAACAGGUGCUGUGAGCUGGAUAUUCCUACUGAAACGGUCACAAUUCAAGUAGUGACCUAUUUUUACUGUGACUAUUCCGUUGUCGUCAAGAAUGACAACUACACGUUUUCGAAGGACCACUUCGAGAAUCUACCAUUUAAGAGGCUCCUUGCGGUGUUCGAUUGGAGUGUUGGAAACAAGACAUGUGAAGAAUCUCGGAGCAGAGAUACCAUCGCUUCACCUACUUCUCUCAUUCCUCCUAUUACACUAGCUGCAAAUACACCAUCAGCCUCACAACAAUCUUACACCUUACCUUCUAGAUAG
This is a messenger RNA of Arachis ipaensis, 822 nucleotides long. Lineage: Eukaryota; Viridiplantae; Streptophyta; Magnoliopsida; Fabales; Fabaceae. The record is from RefSeq and is a predicted model, not a curated record.